UUCAGUGUGGGGACGUACACUCACCGUCCUCCUCCUCUUCUUCAUCAUCAAGUCAACGCCUGUGCGUGCCUCUCCCCUCUCGCCUGCAUCAUGUCUUCCAAGUGGUCGGGCGGCUCCCUGCUGCGUGUCCCGCUGGGUCUGGUGAACAGCGAAGCCAAGUACCUGACGGCCGAGGCGUUCGGCUUCAAGAUCAACGCGUCGGCCGUCAGCCUGAAGAAGAAGCAGACGUGGACCCUGGAGCAGGACGGCGACGACGGCAGCGACUGCGGCGGCGUCGUCUUCCUGCGCUCUCACCUGGGCCGCUACCUGGCCGCCGACCGGCACGGCAACGUGACGGCGGACAGCGAAGGGCGCGCCGCCGCCGACUGCCGCUUCGUCUUGGCAGCGCACCGGGACGGCGGCUGGUCGCUGCGCUCCGAGCCGCACGGCCGCUACCUGGGCGGCACGGAGGACCGCGUCGCCUGCUUCGCGCAGGCCGUCACGCCCGCCGAGAUUUGGAGCGUCCACCUGGCCGUGCACCCGCAGGUGAACCUCUACAGCGCGGCGCGGAAACGCUUCGUCGGCCUGAGCCCCGCCCGCGGCGCGGUGUCCGCCGACCGCGACGCUCCCUGGGGCGUGGACGCGCUGGUCACCCUGGUGUACCGGGACCGGCGCUACCACCUGGGGACGGCCGACAACCGCUUCCUGCGGAGCGACGGCGGCCUGGCCCCAGCCCCCGGGCCGGACACCGGCUACGUGCUGGAGUUCCGCUCCGGCAGGGUUGCGUUCCGAGACGCGGCCGGCCGCUACCUGGCGCCGUCCGGGCCCACCGGCACGCUCAAGGCCGGGAAGGUGAGCCGGGUCGGGAAGGACGAGUUGUUCGGGCUGGAGAGGAGCCACGCGCAGGUGGUCCUCACCGCCGGGAAUGGCAAGAACGUCUCCACCAGGCAAGGCAUGGACCUGUCGGCCAAUCAGGACGAGGAAGGUGACCAGGAAGUCUUUCAGCUGGAGAUGAGCCCCGAGGACAGGAAGUGCUCCUUCAGGACGUCGGCCGGCAAAUGCUGGACGCUGACGCCCACUGGCGGCCUGCAGUGCGCCGCCGCCGACAAGUCUGCCAACACUUCCUUUGAACUGGAGUGGCGCGAUGGUCACGUUUGUGUACGUGCGGCUAACGGAAAAUAUGUGACUGCUAAGAAGAAUGGACAACUCGCCGCCACGGUCGACAACAGAGGGGAUGCAGAGCAGUUCUUCGUAAAGCUGAUCAACCGUCCCCUCAUCGUCCUUCGCAGCGAGCAUGGUUUCAUCGGCUCUCGCAAGGCCGGUGGCGCCACGCUGGAUUCCAACCGGGCGUCCUACGACGUCUUCCGCCUCCACUUCCAGGACGGGGCGUACGCCCUCCAAGACUGUGAGGGCAAAUGGUGGUGCGUGGGCGAGGACGCAACGGUGUCGUGCGGGAGCGCGUCCACUCACUUCCUCUUUGAGCUGUGCGACGUGGACAAGAUGGCGGUGCGUGUGGUCGGUGGCAAGUACCUAAGGGGCGACCACGCCGGUGGCCUCAAGGCCAGCGCCGACUCCCUGGAUGGCGCCACGCUCUGGGAGUACUGAGCAACCACAGCCCGGGUGUGUCAUUGGGACUUUUAUUGGAGGGGUGGGCAAAUUCAUCCGCCCAACAUUUCUUGCAGUGAUUUGGAAGUUUUUCCCUAAAAUGGAUUGGUUGGAAUUUAUCUAUUCAAAAUGAGGAUAAGCGGUAUAGAAAAUGGAUUGACAUUUAUUUCCAUUUGUAUCCAAUUAUUUCACUUUUUUUUAUUCAUAUAGCUCAUCAAAUAACUGGUUAACUGAGUUGAUGUGAAUAAUAAAAUAGUAAAACAAACAAUAUGCAUUAAUCUAGCCAGGUUUCCAGUAAAACUGGUUAAAUAAAAGGAAAUCAAUUCACUUGCUUUAUUUAUUUAUGUCAUGAAGUAAUUGGUUAAUUGAUUUAAUUUAAAAAAUAGUAAAAUAAAAAUGAGGAUUAAUUUGUAAUUUUUUUCUGAAUAUUGGUCAAUUAAAAUGUAUAUUUUCUUUUAUUAGUUUUUUAUUCUUUUAUUUCACUAACUAAACGGUUAAUUUAUUUAUUGUAGAUAAAGAAAAAAUAAAAUAUUGGUUUAAUAAACAAAAUGUAUUAAUUUUUUCCCUAAAAUUGGUUCAUUCUUAUUUUAGUCACUAUUUGAUUUUUAUUAAUUUAUCUCAAUGAAUUGAUUUAUUUUGAUGAAUAAAAUAAAAUAAAGUAAAAUGCACAAUUUUACAUGUAGCUUUUAAAAAAAUGAUCUAUUCCAGUAAAUCAUUGGUUAAUCAAUUACAAUACAUUCAUUAUAAAUAAGAAAAAAUGGCAAUAUUGUUUCAUCAUGAAGAUAAAGUAUUUUACAUAUAUACUUUCUCUUUUUUUAAAAAAUUGAGUUCAUCUUGGAGUGACGUGACCCAUCCAUUUUCAAAAUCUUAAGCGCAAAAGUUUGCCCUCCCUGCUUUAUUGUGACGGUGACACAAAAUCAACUUUGUUAUUUCUUGCACAAUACAGCCGAACCUCCAAAGUUGAACACCAUCUAACCCAGAUUUUUUUCUUUCGGAUUUCAAACCCCCCCCCCACCGAAGGGAUAAUGGAAAAAAGCCAAAGAAAAAGCCAAACCCCCCCCCCACACACACACACACACAGUUAAUCCUUCGGCCGGCAGUUCAAUUUUGGAGUUUCCGCUGUGCUGCUGUUGUUGUGCCUAUUGUUCUUGUUGUUGUUGUUGUGCUGUCAAAUAAACAUAUCCCGCAUAACCAAUGAAGUUCAAUAGCUAACCUGUUACAUGUGAUUAGCCAGUGUUAAAAAAGGUGAACAUAAAGUUCAGAAAGUGUUGUCAAAGAUACACAAAAGAAAUUUCAAGACAUUUUUGCACAAUUGUUUCAUUGUGCCUUUCUUCAUAUAUUGAU
This is a messenger RNA of Phycodurus eques (leafy seadragon), 2928 nucleotides long. It is a transcript of the gene fscn1b, whose product is annotated as fascin actin-bundling protein 1b. Gene Ontology annotation, cellular component: growth cone; lamellipodium; cytoplasm. The coding region runs from base 91 to 1584 and encodes 497 amino acids. Gene Ontology annotation, biological process: cell migration; establishment or maintenance of cell polarity; actin filament bundle assembly. Lineage: Eukaryota; Metazoa; Chordata; Actinopteri; Syngnathiformes; Syngnathidae. The transcript has 5 exons. The record is from RefSeq and is a predicted model, not a curated record. Gene Ontology annotation, molecular function: protein-macromolecule adaptor activity; actin filament binding.